This is a messenger RNA of Penicillium verhagenii, 1056 nucleotides long. RefSeq lists its product as uncharacterized. The transcript is spliced from 5 exons. Gene Ontology annotation, molecular function: basic amino acid transmembrane transporter activity. Bases 1 to 1056 code for a protein of 351 amino acids. Lineage: Eukaryota; Fungi; Ascomycota; Eurotiomycetes; Eurotiales; Aspergillaceae. Gene Ontology annotation, cellular component: fungal-type vacuole membrane. The record is from RefSeq and is a predicted model, not a curated record. Gene Ontology annotation, biological process: transmembrane transport; basic amino acid transport.
AUGUCGAUAUGGGUGACAAUUGCCGGUAGAUUUGUUGCUGGUGCUGGUGGUUCCGGCAUGACAGAUUUGAUCAGUAUAAUUAUCAACGACAUGGUGACCCUCAGGGAACUGACAGUGCUGCGAAGCUACGUCUCCAUGGUCGGUACUGUGGCAUACAGCCUUGGUGCUCCGCUGGGAGGUGCAUUAACCGAUGCAAUCGACUGGAGAUGGUCGUUCCUGAUUCAAGCCCCAUUGGGUCUUCUUUGUUUCUUCUUGGCUCUGUGGCGAUUACCGUCCGCGACCAGUAAGCCGAAAUUCGAAGAGAAUGACGAAGAACCUCCACGGCCAGAGCUCAACUUGACCGGGAUCUGCCUUUUGGGAAUAGUGAUUGCCGCAAUCAUGGGUCUAUGUCAGUUCAUUGAGGACAAAUCGGCCAAGAGAAGCUUCAUGUUAGCGACACUAUCGACGACUAUCGUCAUUGGUAUGAUCUUAUACGCGCUUAAUGAACGCUACUGGACUAGGAACCCCCUCGCUCCAAUGUCGUUGCUGAAGAUCGAAGGAGUUUAUACCAUUUACAUCUCGCAGUUUCUGAUGUUCUUUUGCGCUUCUGGUAUCUGCAGCAACCUGGCGGAAUACUGGGUUCGGACCCAGAAUGCUUCAAACGGCCUUGCAGCCGCAUCUAUCGUACCCGUGACUCUAGGUUGGCGAUGGCCACAGAGUCCGACCCCAACCAUCUGGGAACAGCUAUACCCAUUUGGCCUUGGGUUUGGACUAGGUGGAUCGCUCGCAGCUUCAUUCGUUGGCUUAUCUGCAUCGAUUCCCGACAACGUGACAGCCCCUGCUUUUACCAUUUACUACUUGUGCCAGCAGGUAGGCAUGAUUCUCGGUGUGACUGUGGCUUCGAUGAUCAGUCGAGGAUUUUUCAAAACUUAUCUACUUCGCAAUCUCGGUCAAAGUGCCGACUCAUUGGAGAGAGGUGCAUCGACUAAAUCCCCCGAAUUCGUUCAAUUUGUAUUUGGAUAUACACCAUUCCAUGCGAACGGGUUAUACUGUGCUGGUAAUUGCGGCAAGAUUUAA